CUGUCCAACGCGCUGGUCAUCAACAUGCUGCAGGCCUCCUAUAGCACCUGCUGCAUGGUGUCCGAGGAGGACCAGGGACUCAUCAUAACCCCAAAGGACAAGAGGGGAAAGUACGUGGUGUGUUUCGACCCUCUGGACGGGUCCAGUAACAUCGACUGUUUGGCUUCUAUCGGGACCAUAUUUGCCAUCUACAAACGGGUGAGUCCAAUAGGGCUAAUAGUUUGGUAA
Molecule: messenger RNA, 228 nt
Organism: Menidia menidia (Atlantic silverside)
Lineage: Eukaryota; Metazoa; Chordata; Actinopteri; Atheriniformes; Atherinopsidae
Source: the annotation of a GenBank genome assembly